Messenger RNA from Lampris incognitus (smalleye Pacific opah), 1176 nucleotides. Its product is annotated as protein delta homolog 1. The record is from RefSeq and is a predicted model, not a curated record. Gene Ontology annotation, molecular function: calcium ion binding. Bases 1 to 1176 code for a protein of 391 amino acids. Gene Ontology annotation, cellular component: protein-containing complex; plasma membrane. Gene Ontology annotation, biological process: establishment or maintenance of epithelial cell apical/basal polarity; heterophilic cell-cell adhesion. The transcript has 5 exons. NCBI's taxonomy places the organism in Eukaryota, Metazoa, Chordata, Actinopteri, Lampriformes, Lampridae.
AUGCGUCUCACAGCGGCUGGUUUAAUCCUGGUCGUGACUGGCAUCGCCGAAGGUUUGGAAUGCAGCGCAGGAUGCAACCCAGAAGGCGGGUUCUGUGAGGAACCAGGAGAGUGCAGGUGUAAACCAGGGUGGCAGGGAGAGACGUGCAACCGGUGUGUACCCUUUCCUGGUUGUUUGCAUGGUUCAUGUCAGAAGGCUUGGCAGUGCAUCUGUGAGGAUGGAUGGGUGGGCAGUUUGUGUGACCAAGAUACACGUCUCUGUUCAUCCAAGCCUUGCUCUAGCAAUGCCACCUGCAUUGAGACGGGGGAGGGGGGAUACCUCUGUAUCUGUCCUCCCGGCUACACUGGGGAAAACUGCCACCUGAAGAAAGGCCCCUGCUUCACCAACGGCUCUCCUUGUCAGAAUGGAGGCACGUGCACGGAUGAAGAUGGUUUAGCGGCUUACUCUUCCUGCGUAUGUCCCCCAGGGUUUGCCGGAGAUUUCUGUGAGAUCAAUGCUGACAGCUGCCAGCCCAACCCCUGCUUCAAUGGCGGCAACUGCACCAACCAUGGCCUGGCCUUUACUUGUGUCUGCCCCAACAGCUUCUCUGGUUUCACCUGUAAUGACACUGCCCCCAUCCUCUAUCCUUGCAAUGGUGAGCCCUGUGCCAAUGGAGGCAUGUGUGUCGGUCAUCCAAAUGGAGCCUACCACUGUGUUUGCCAAAAAGGGUUCACAGGCCCUACGUGCUCUCUGCAGCAUAGACUGAAGACCAAGUCCAAGCCCACUAAACCAUCUGACCACCGGAUGCUCUCACUUACUCCCCAGCACUACUCCCUCCCUGCCCAUGCCUUCCACAAGCUUCUCAGACCACCCGAGAGAGAUCUGCUGAAGAUCACUUUAAAGGAGACAGUCCAUUCCUCUGGUGGCCUUGUCACCCAUGGUCAGCUCCUCUGCUUUGCCAUGCUAGCCCUGCUCACCUGCUUAGUCAUCCUGGGGACAACAGGUAUUGUGUUUUUCGGUCGUUGUGAGACUUGGUUGGCCAAUGCCAAGUACAGCAAGCUUGUUCGGCGGCAAAGGAAACACCUGCUGAGAGAGGCAGGUGGCAACAAUCAGGAGGAGGUGGAACAUUCAGUAAAUCUUAUCUUGCCUGAAAAGAUUAGACUCACCAGCUUUACAAGACACUACACCUCCAUCUGA